GACAUUUUAUUUUUCAGUGAUUUGCAUUCGAUAACUUUUUAACACUCAUCGGGGUGUUAUGCUGCUCGAGCAUUCAUGUGUGUCGGAAAACGCGCACACUAUCACGAUUCUAUUAGGUGUUUCUGUACGAUUCUUUUCGUUUGACUUGAAGUAAUAACUCGAAGUAAGAAGUACAUACCAAUUCAACUCCUUUCUUCAAAUUUUCUGUCUUUGUUUUACGAGUGUUUACAAUUUUAUUAAGUUAUAAGAUCUUUUGACUCGAAUCCUUGGGGGUUUCAUCUAGCUCAUUGCAACACUGUGAGUUUGUUGAUUCAAUUGAAUUAUAAGUUUAGUCUGCAUGCUUAUUAAUUCCCCUUAAUUAAUUCAUGGAUGAUGAAAAGCUAAAUUUCUCGAACCAAGUACUGUUAAAGAACAUGGAGCAUCAAUUAUUCAGCAGUUGUCCAAUGGAUAGUUUUUCCGAUUAUAUGCUUGAUGAUACUCAUGCACGUACUCAUACAUAUGCUAAUUCCAACCAAUCUGAACAAGAUAUAUCGCAAAAUCUCGAUUUACCUCACUCACCAAAUUAUAUCCAUUUCAUCACUCAAAACCCUCCUGUCGAAGAAAAAACUACUAGUGAGGACACAGAUGAUUCCGUUGACGAAAAAUUCAAAAAACGUUCACAUGGUAAUCGUGAAUCGGUUCGUAAGUAUCGCGAGAGAAAGAAAGCCCGCCAAGCUUCAAUGGAGGAUGAGCUUAUCCGGCUGAGGAUCGUAAAUCAACAGUUGUUAAAAAGGGUGCAGGGACUAGUUGCUCUUGAGCAAGAGGUAGCAAGAUUCAAGUGUCUACUUACGGAAAUCAGAGGAAGGAUUAAAGGAGAACUUGGAUCAUUUCCUUAUCAACAACCCGCAGCUGGUAUCGGCAUCAUUCCUCAAAUUAUGCCCCGGCCGCCUACCUCAUUUGGAGCUUAUGAUGUGUAUCAGUGCGGCAACCAAUACCCUGGACUGAAUAACAAUUCAGGAUUUGCGGAAUUUAUAGACUUUGGGCAAUCAAAUGUCAGGUUAACUACUAAUCUUAAUACUUCCACUUCUGCCAAGAAGCAAAAAUAAGCUUAAAUAAAUGUUUGAAUGUAGAGCUGAGUUGAAAUGGUGUUUAAUCAUCCAAUUGCUUUACUACCGAUGUUAUUUCUUUGUUAUUCUCAUUGUAAUGUAUAUAAUUAAGCUUUCUAGAUUGUUUGAGAAUAAAAUGUACUAAGCUCUCUUUAAUCCGUUGGAGUUGAAAGAAGUGGUUCUUG
Molecule: messenger RNA, 1270 nt
Organism: Papaver somniferum (opium poppy)
Lineage: Eukaryota; Viridiplantae; Streptophyta; Magnoliopsida; Ranunculales; Papaveraceae
Product: basic leucine zipper 19-like
Exons: 2
Coding region: 366-1085 (239 amino acids)
Biological process (GO): regulation of transcription by RNA polymerase II; DNA-templated transcription
Molecular function (GO): RNA polymerase II cis-regulatory region sequence-specific DNA binding; DNA-binding transcription factor activity, RNA polymerase II-specific
Source: RefSeq, a predicted model, not a curated record